GCCCCGCUGCCGAACACGGAACUGCUGUCUGCGGCUCCAUCUCUGCAGACUGACUCGCCAACGCAGAAGACGCAGCUACACAUUUGGAGCGACGGCGUCUAAGUUGUCAUUACUUGCAGGAUGUUCCGCUUGCGGCUGUUGUCCGCUGUUUCGGUGGGGCUAGCGCAGUUGUCCCGACGCUACCACAGUGGGGCAGUGCGAAGGCCUGGCCAGAGGAGGCUGAUGCUGGCAGCCCUGGCUGGGGUAACUGGUGUGUCUGCUAGCGCUGGGCUGCUUUGGAAAAGAGCUUACGCAGACGCUGGGUCUUCUGUUCGACACUCUGAGCAACCAGGAGGAGAGGAAGCUGAUUUUAUGAGGGAUACAGAGUCUGAGACGGAGUCUGAGAAAUCAGUGGAGGCCAGCAACGGAGAUAAGGAAGUGAAGGAUGAAGGGGCAGAGGGAAAAAAAAAGAAGCCACGCUCUGGAUUCCGUGACCGCAAGGUGAUGGAGUAUGAGAACAGGAUAAGGGCUUAUUCGACUCCAGACAAGAUUUUCCGCUAUUUUGCCACCCUGAAGGUCAUUGGCGAGCAUGGAGAUGCUGAGGUAUACAUGACGCCCCAGGACUUCAUACGCUCCAUCACUCCAAAUGAGAAGCAGCCUGAGAGUCUAGGUCUUGAUCAGUUCAUUGUGAAGCGCUAUGAUGGGAAGAUGGAGGUAACUCCACGCGGGCUUGUCGAGGCCCAACAUCUCGCAGCCCCCCGUCCCCCCACCCCUCUUCAGAAAAUAGCCCAGGAGAGGGAGAAGUUUGCAGAUGAGGGCAGCAUAUUUUACUCUCUGGGAGAAUGUGGCCUUAUCUCCUUCUCAGACUAUAUCUUUCUCACCACUGUGCUGUCCACUCCCCAGAGAAACUUUGAAAUUGCUUUCAAGAUGUUUGAUCUCAACGGAGAUGGAGAGGUGGACCUGGAGGAGUUUGAACAGGUCCAGAGCAUCAUUCGUUCUCAGACCAGCAUGGGCAUGCGACAUCGCGACCGCUCCACCACAGGAAAUACCCUGAAGACAGCCGGCUGCAGCUCGGCUCUCACCACGUACUUCUUUGGAGAAGACCUGAAGGGAAAACUCACCAUCGGCAGCUUCCUGGAGUUUCAGAGGAAACUGCAGCACGAUGUGCUCAAACUAGAGUUUGAGAGGAACGAUCCAAUGGAUGGCAAAAUCUCAGAGAGACAGUUCGGAGGUAUGUUGCUGGCCUACAGUGGCGUCCAAUCUCGUAAACUCAAGCUGAUGCAGAAGGGAUUGAAGAAGAUGUUUAAGGAUGCACAGGGCAUCACAUUUGAGGAGGUGGAGAAUUUCUUUACCUUCUUAAAGAACGUGAAUGACGUGGACACAGCUCUGAGUUUCUACCACAUGGCCGGAGCCUCCAUAGAUAAAGUUACCAUGAAGCAGGUGGCCCGCACCGUGGCCAAGGUGGAGCUGUCAGACCAUGUGUGCGACGUGGUGUUCGCUCUGUUCGACUGUGAUGGGAACGGAGAGCUCAGUAAUAAGGAGUUCAUAGCCAUUAUGAAGCAGCGGCUGAUGCGUGGGCUGGAGAAACCCAAGGACAUGGGCUUCACUCGGCUGGUGCGGGCCAUGUGCAAGUGUGCCCAGGACACUGCCUGGGACUUCGCCAUACCCAAGACAUAGGAAGAAAAGAGAAGGACACUGUGUGAAUAAAGCAACAACACAUAAAGCAUCAAACGCAUUCUCCUUCCACAGGUCUUGAGAAUAACAACAAAAACCAUUAGUGCAAUGAACUCAUAGGACAGCAGCUCUGAGGGGCAUCAUUAAUCAUUAGCGCAUGCCGAUGUAGUUCAAGCCAUCAAUAGAGUGACUGAAGCAUGCUGACACAGUUCCGUGUCUCCCUAGACACCUCUCUGGUGUGCCUGUCCAAGGCAUCAUGGAUAUUUGUAUAUUUUAAAAUAUACACACUAACUUUGUAUGUGUAUUUUUGCCAUAUUCUAGAAGUGAUAUUCACAAUUUUCUGUGUGACGCUAAUAACAGCACUUUGAUAUCCAUAUUAAACACGUGUUACUGCAAAAGGGAAGAGGAGUGGAAUCACAUAUUUGACCUUCAGCUGAUAAACGCUGCAGUAUGUCUGUUCUACUCUGACAACAGACCCUUAAUUAUGUCUUUGGUGGGACGCAGAGCAGAAUCCUGUAAUCUUGUUAGCACCUCUUCAUUCAGGCUGAUAGCUCCAACUGCAGCUUUACUUUUUGUCCCAUGAAUGAUCAAAGAUACUUGUCUCUGUUUUACAAUGUCCUGUUCAAAGUGGUUAUUCUUCAAAUUAUUGUUUCUCACUUAAAUACUUUAUAAGAUGGAUGGUUAAAGAAAUGCUCUAUUAAAGAUGUUUUAAUAAAGAAAA
Molecule: messenger RNA, 2374 nt
Organism: Pleuronectes platessa (European plaice)
Lineage: Eukaryota; Metazoa; Chordata; Actinopteri; Pleuronectiformes; Pleuronectidae
Gene: micu1
Product: mitochondrial calcium uptake 1
Exons: 13
Coding region: 121-1656 (511 amino acids)
Biological process (GO): mitochondrial calcium ion homeostasis; calcium import into the mitochondrion
Cellular component (GO): uniplex complex
Molecular function (GO): calcium ion binding
Source: RefSeq, a predicted model, not a curated record